Molecule: messenger RNA, 1387 nt
Organism: Paramisgurnus dabryanus
Lineage: Eukaryota; Metazoa; Chordata; Actinopteri; Cypriniformes; Cobitidae
Gene: ebi3
Product: Epstein-Barr virus induced 3
Cellular component (GO): membrane
Molecular function (GO): protein binding; cytokine receptor activity
Source: RefSeq, a predicted model, not a curated record
UCUAAAUGUGAGCAAGUGUGUUUGUGAGACAACACACAUACUGGCUAUCCUAGCACAACCUUUCUCUCUUGUGUGGAUAUGAUAUGAAACCAACAAAAUGUGUUUGAUAUAUAUUUUUGGAGCACUGGUCAUCACAGGUGGAGUCUUUAGCCAAGACACAACAACUUUACCAGCAAAACAAAAUUCUGUUCGAGACCUGUUUGUAGCAGUGGGUUCAUCUGUACAGAUACCAUGCAUUGACGGAGAGAAAAAAGGGGUGGAGUGGAGACUUAACAACGCAGUGCUUUUCUUGAGCUCUGUUCUUUCCAUAAAUAACAUCAGCCUGCAGGACCAAGGCAUCUACACCUGCCACCAACCGAAUGGGGACCUGAUACAAAGAGUCUCUCUACACCUGGGCUAUCCCCCUUCGCCUCCGGAUGUGUAUUGUUGGUCUCCAAGUUACCCUAAAAGGGCAGUAUGCUCCUGGACACUGACUCCAGACCCUAUAAUUCCAACACAUUACAUUGCUACAUACAGGAGCUACUCAGACCCAUUCUCGAGUGCCCAUCAAUGCCAUAAAUGGGGAGAGCAAGACAGGCAAUGUGUGCUAGAAGACCUAAAGAUAUUUGAAAGUGAACCAACGCUUUUCAACAUCACAGCUAUUAAUGCUUUGGGUAGCGCAACACGCAUAUGGCCAUUUGUUUUUGAGGAAAUAGUUAAACCAGAUCCUCCAGAGAAUGUGGUUGUGAUGGUAAUAUCAGGGAAGAAGUUAUCUGUGCAGUGGGAUCCACCAACCAGCUGGCCGGAUCCUGUCAACUUCCCCCUUAAAUACACAGUGAAAUUUCACUGGGGCAAACCUGACACAGCUAGAACUCUGGGCCCUUAUGAGUCUAAAAAAAUGAUUCUCAGUGGACUAGUGGCUGGAAGGACAUAUCACAUCCAAGUAUCUGUUAAGGACUUCCUGGACAGUGGACAGAACAGUGACUGGAGUUCAACAUUAAGUGCCACUAUACCUAUUAACUGAUAUGAUGAUUAAUGACAUUAUACAACAUUAACCAGACUAAAUUUUAAGUCAAAUAUAGACAGUAUUGAAGUUCAAAGUUUAUUUUAAAAGCAAAUAAAUAAAUAACAUAACAUACCUCCAUCCCAUACACAAUCAUAUGACAUUUUGAAAGCUUACUGAUUUGUAUAUCAUUGAUAAAUUAAUUGGUUUGUGAAAUAAUAAAAUACAGUUAAAGAAAAUGUUUUCUUGCCAGUUCUGUAGUAGCUGUUAUUGGACAUAACCAUACAGUUUCACAAUGCAAACUACAAUUGUCAAUCACAUGUUAAAAACAAGACUCAAAAGAUCAAUAUUUUGUUAAGUAUAGGGAUAUACAUGUAAUGUAUAAAAUAAAAUAAAAUACAAAAA